Molecule: messenger RNA, 2298 nt
Organism: Dermacentor andersoni
Lineage: Eukaryota; Metazoa; Arthropoda; Arachnida; Ixodida; Ixodidae
Product: sodium-dependent phosphate transport protein 2C-like
Biological process (GO): sodium-dependent phosphate transport
Cellular component (GO): membrane
Molecular function (GO): sodium:phosphate symporter activity
Source: RefSeq, a predicted model, not a curated record
AUGACGUUGUCCAAUACGCCAUUCGUCACAGAAGAGACGUGCUCCGAGAGCUCGAGCGGCUUCCGGGCGAGGUCCGAGUGCCCGUCCUCGCGGUCGAUCGGCGGGCCGUCGUCUUCGGGCACGCAGUCGUGCCCGGGGACCAUCGCUGCACCGCGGAGCCGCCGACGAAGCAGCGAUCGUCCGCCGCCGGUCUUGGGGGGCGCGGCUGCGGCACCGCCGGCGGCGAGCCGAACACUUCGCCCGGCGCCCUCGACGAGCGCCGGCCGCGACGUCCGCCCUCCCGACGAGGCGAGGGGCACCGCGACGAACGCGCGUCCCGCCCGGAGAGCAGCCGACGACGUAGCCGACGAGCCGGAAGGCACGUCCGCCCGAGGUCUCCCUUCGUCCCUCGAGGCCGCCAAGAAAGCGGUGGUCAGAAGGUCCUCUGGCCCCGCCAUAGUUCAACGUGCCACGCCUCCGGCCGGCCUCGUCGCGGCCAGAACGUCGGUGGGCAACCGAGGACAGCCCGGUGGUGGCCCGCCGAACGCGUCCGACGUGCUCUCGCCGCGCUUGACCAUACCCAGCUUUUUCGAGCAGCCGCCGACGCCCGACGUUCUGGAAGCACGUCGGCCCACCGGCGCUGCCGCGCGCACCGAGGCGACCGCGGAACGGGCCGCGUCGGCCAAGGCAGAGGGGGGCGAGUGCUGCGAAGGGACCUUCUCGAGCGUUCUGUCGGUGCGCUCCCUGCUCCAGGUGGAGGACCCCGACGUCAGCAACAGGCAGCCGGACGACAGGGAAGAAGGUUCGCCGCAGUUCGUGGUGUCCAUGGUGGGCAAGAUGGCCGUGCUGCUGGCGUGCUGGUACCUGUUCCUGGUCUCGUUGGACCUGCUCAGCUCGGCCUUCAAGCUCUUCGCCGGACACCAGUCGUCCGUCCGGGUCCCCAAGAGCGACGUGAUCCGCAAUCCCGUCGUGGGCAUCAUGACGGGCCUGCUUGUCACGGUGCUCGUGCAGAGUUCGUCAUCGUCCACCUCUAUCACCAUCUCCUUGGUCGGAUCCCAGCUGCUGAGCGUGAAGCAGGCCAUCCCGAUCGUGAUGGGCGCCAACCUGGGCAGCUCGGUGACGAGCAGCGUGGCCGCGCUCUCUCAGGUGACGCGACGCGACGAGCUGCGCCGGGCGUUCGCCGUGGCCACCGCGCACGGCCUCUUCAACUGGCUCACGCUCGUCGUGCUGCUCCCCUUCGAGGUCACCUUCGCGUUCUUAGAGUCGUCAUCGCGAAUGGCAGUGGAGGCCCUGGACCGAAAGCACCGCCUGCUCCGGUACAACCACCUGCGUGCGCUCACUCGGCCGCUGACCAGCUUCAUCAUUCAGCUGGAAGAAGCGAGGCCUCCGCAAAGGAUGACCGCCGAGCGCAACGACGGCAGUGGCAUCGUCAUCAACACCGUCCGCACCUGCUGCGCCUUCAACGGGAGCCGCUGUGUGAGACCCUGCCAAAACGCGCUGGCGCGCCUCCAACUGAGCGACCAGACGGCCGGCCUGGUGCUGCUCUUCUUUUCGCUGCUGCUUCUUCUCGGCUGCCUGAGCCUGCUGGCGCGCACCCUGAGCCCCGCCCUGCGGCUACAGGUGGCGUUGUCUCGGGUGCCACAGGGCCUGCUCGAGGGCUACGCCUGCCUCUGCCUGGGCCUGCUCGCCACCCUGGUGAUGCAGAGCAGCACGGCGCUCAGCUCGACCCUGGCGCUGCUCGCCGCGUCGGCGGGCGACCGCGUGGCCAGCCUGCAGCGCGCCUACCCGGUGCUGGUGGGCGCCAACAUCGGCACCACCAGCACGGGCCUGCUGGCCGCGCUCGCGGGUGACCCGACGCCCGAGACGCUCCAGCUGGCGCUGUGCCACGGCUUCUUCAACGUGUACGGCGCCCUGCUGUUCUACCCGGUGCCCUUCAUGCGGUUCCCGCUGCCGCUGGCGCAGCUGCUGGCGGCCACGGCCGCGCAGUACCGGUGGUUCGCCGUCGCCUACCUGCUGCUCGUGUUCCUCACGCUGCCGCUGCUCGCGCUCGUCCUGUCGUUCGCCGGCAACACGCUGUUCAGCACCGUGGGCGUGCCGCUACUGCUGGUCGCGCUGUUUUUGGUGGCGCUGAACACGGCCCAGCGACACCGGCCGCACUGGCUGCCGCCUUUCCUGCGCUCCUGGGCCUGGCUGCCCUUGUGGAUGCACUCGCUGGCGCCGCUCGACGCGCUGCUCGAGGAGUACGUGCUCAGGCGAUGGCGGAUACUCGACGCCUUCCUCGGACCACCGCCGCCGCCCGCUGCCCGCAACACCUCCUAG